AUGCCAAAAAACUUUGCACUGCCCUCCGCGCUUGAACCAUACAAGGGAUUCGGAGAUCCCAGAGCCCAUGUGAAGAAAUUCCAAUCCAUGAUGUUCUUCAACGGUGCUAACAAUGAGCCUGUCCUAUGUCGAGAAUUUUCUACUUACCUCGACGGCGCUGCGUUGCUCUGGUUUUCUAAGCUGUCUGCAGGUUCGAUCUCCUCCUUUGAAGAUCUAGCCAGAUCAUUCAUUGACUACUUUGCAGCGUCGAGAAUAUACGUACAUGGAUCAGAUUAUCUCGGCACCAUCAAGCAAGGACAGCACGAGGGCUUGAAGGACUAUAUGACCAGGUUCGCCGAGGCCACUAUGGAGAUCCAAGACCUAGAUCCGACUGUCCACUUACAUGCUCUCAAAGCUGGCCUCAGACCUGGCAAAUUCCGGGAGACUAUUGCGAUAACAAAACCAAAAACACUGGAAGAGUUCCGAGAAAGAGCUGCAGGACAAAUGGAGAUCGAGGAGCUCCACGAGGCCCAAAAGACGGAUAAGCAGCCACAUCGAAGAGAUGAGGAAAAAGCUCUCAGGUCACCAGGCAACAAGGACACAAAGAAACCUUUCAAGCCCGCAUCGAAACACAAUACGUACACCAGAUUCAACACCAGAAGAGAAAAUAUCAUCAAAGAGAUUCUGAAUGCCAAAAUCGUGAAGCCACCAGCUCGAGCAGGAAACUACCGAGACCAAAGUUUCGUGGAUAGAAACAAGCAUUGCGCCUUCCACCAGAAGUUCGGCCAUACCACGGACGACUGUAUCGUGGCAAAAGACUUGCUCGAAAGACUGGCACGCCAAGGGCUCUUAGACAAAUAUGUCGAAAAUCCGCCAAGAGGAAUCAUCAACCACAUAUCAGGAGGAUAUGCAGGUGGAGGCGAAACAAGCUCGGCCAGGAAACGGAGCUAUAGGGCAAUGCUGGCAAUCGAGGAAGCAUUGCAGCCAAAGAGGGAGGAAGGCCCAGAUAUCACAAUAUCUUUUGGUCAAUCAGACUUCAGAUCGACAAGCCCUAACCUCGACGACCCAGUAGUGAUCUCUAUCCAGGCUGGAGAGCUGUUGGUAAGGAAAACACUGCUGGACCCAGGUAGUAGUGCUGAUGUUUUAUUUUAUUCUACAUUUAAAAAGAUGAAGUUAUCAGAAAAACUAAUACAACCCUCAUCGGGAGAGCUAAUUGGGUUCUCCGGAGAAAGGGUCCCCAUCAUGGGGCACAUAUGGCUAACGACCACAAUGGGAGAGAUCCCUAUGUCGAAAUCCAUCGAUAUUCAAUACCUAAUAGUAGACUGUUAUAACCCUUAUAAUAUUAUAAUUGGGAGACCCGCCUUGAAUAUAUUCAAAGCGGUAGUGUCCACAUUACACCUGUGCGUUAAGUUUCCAGUGCAGAAAAACAGAAUAGCAACAGUGUAUGCUGAUCACCAAGAAGCCCGGCAGUGCUACAAUGCUAGUCUAAAGCAAAUCCAAACGAAACAAGAAGCUCGGCCCCAGGUCCAAGCAAUACACAAUUCAGCCGAUGCCACAACACUAGCUGACCUCGACCCGAGAGAAGACCUUGGCGAAAGACCUUGA
Molecule: messenger RNA, 1584 nt
Organism: Arachis stenosperma
Lineage: Eukaryota; Viridiplantae; Streptophyta; Magnoliopsida; Fabales; Fabaceae
Exons: 2
Coding region: 1-1584 (527 amino acids)
Source: RefSeq, a predicted model, not a curated record